AUGUGCGCUGAAGCUCUUUGGAGUUUUUUCAAUAAAAUUGAGCAGGCUGUCAUAGGGUCAUGUGCGCUGAAGCCCUUUGGAGUUUUUUCAAUAAUAGCUAUUAAUUUUAAUACCACUAGUGACUAUCAUUGGGAUGAGCAUGACGAGGCAAAUAGUUUAUGUGUUUUAGUUGCACUAGAGGAUUACAAAGGAGGAGAGUUAUGUUUUCCUCAGCUCCAAAUAGUCGUAUAUCUUAGGCCAGGACAAAUCGAUUUUACUAAAGCUUAUAUUAAGGCUGGAAUUAAGAAAAGUGCUAAUAGACUAAUGGUUUCUGAGCAAGAUCUCAAUAAUGCUCAGGGUUUGAACCACCGGACCCAUCUCCCCAAACCGAAAGCAAAACAAAUACAGGUCCCUUCCGCUGUAUCUGAUCGGAAACGAGGAUAUAUAG
Racocetra persica is the source of this 427-nucleotide messenger RNA. NCBI's taxonomy places the organism in Eukaryota, Fungi, Glomeromycota, Glomeromycetes, Diversisporales, Gigasporaceae. The record is from the annotation of a GenBank genome assembly.